Messenger RNA from Eruca vesicaria subsp. sativa (arugula), 621 nucleotides. The record is from the annotation of a GenBank genome assembly. Lineage: Eukaryota; Viridiplantae; Streptophyta; Magnoliopsida; Brassicales; Brassicaceae.
AUGGACGGGUCCGACGACAAUAACAUCUCUAAUUCCGCAACAUACGACAUGCGUGGCGAAGUCACACUAGUUGCCAUUGUAAUCCUUUUCUUCAUCUACCUCGUAAUGUCCCUCCUCUAUCUCUACUGUUGUGUCUCCCCCUCUAGGAGUCAUCACAUCCGCAGCCGUAACCGCCGCCCUACAAUGGUUUUCUUCGUCCCCACCAAUCCUUCUCAUACAGCCUCACGCGGUCUACAUCCCGCCAUCCUUAAUUCUCUCCCUGUUGUCACUUUCUCCUCCUCCUCCGAAGACGCAGCAACUCGCAGGGAUCACAUUGAUUGCGCGGUUUGUCUUUCGGAGUUUGAGGAGGGAGAAUCGGGUCGGGUUUUGCCCGGUUGUAAACAUGCUUUUCAUGUUGAGUGUAUUGAUAUGUGGUUUCAUUCUCAUUCCACUUGUCCUCUAUGCCGCACUCUGGUUGAGCCUCUCGGUGGAAGUGUAGUACCUGUAGAGGAGCAAGUCGCGAUCACGAUCCCUCCUGUACCGGUUUCUGCUACUGAACCAGGAUCGACCUCAGGAUCUGGAUCUUCUGCGGAAGAUUUAGGGAGAAAUCCUGCAGCAAUUGAGGGGCCGAGGUCCAUCUGA